Messenger RNA from Candidozyma haemuli, 927 nucleotides. RefSeq names its product mRNA splicing protein. Bases 1 to 927 code for a protein of 308 amino acids. Gene Ontology annotation, cellular component: U2-type catalytic step 1 spliceosome. The transcript has a single exon. The record is from RefSeq and is a predicted model, not a curated record. NCBI's taxonomy places the organism in Eukaryota, Fungi, Ascomycota, Pichiomycetes, Serinales, Metschnikowiaceae. Gene Ontology annotation, biological process: mRNA splicing, via spliceosome.
AUGUCAGAAAGAAAGGCAAUAAAUAAGUGGUACCCACCAGACUACGAUCCUUCAAAGGUUCCCAAGAAAGCUAAGACUAGAAGCGCUAGUGCCAGCAAAAGCAGAUUAAUGCUACCGUUUUCGAUGAAAUGUCUACAAUGCAAUGAAUACAUCGCAGCUCGAAGGAAGUUUAACGCCAGAAAAGAGGUCACCGGAGAGAAGUAUAUGGGAUUCAAGCUCAUAAAAUUCCAUAUCAGAUGCCCGAGAUGCAGUAAUAACAUCAUAUUUAGAACUGACCCAGCCCUGGCAGGGUUCGUUCCUGUUGAAGGAGGGGUGAGAAACUACGAAUCAUUAGCAAAGGAACCAAAAAUCAAGCCAAUGGAAACUGAAGAGGAGAUAUUGACGCGGCUUGAAAAGGAGGAAGAAGAGAGCAAGAAAUACAAAGAACAGCAAGAAAAGAGAAAGAAGAAUCCUUUCUGGCAGAGCCGAGCAGACUCGAACGGUCAGGAUGCCAUGGCCAACCUUGAAGAAAGGCUCGUCAAACAGCAAGACGAACAACAGACACACGACCAUCUCAUGUAUCUCCAAGCUAAAGCAAAUCGCUUACAGGAAUCUGGAGGUCAAGACAAACUAGCCCAAGAAGCACAAGCACGAUUAGCAGAGGAAAAGAGUCUCAAAAGAGAACUUGAACCAGAAGACAAUGACUAUCAGCAAAUGAUUGACAAAAGCAAACUGGAUAGCGUUGAAAAGAAAACGGCUACGGUCUCUGGUGUGAUAAGAGUAAAGAGACCUCGAAGAAUGGAGGUGAAACAAGAUAGCGAAAAGGUGAUUGCCAAACCUGAAGGCGACACGAUAAGCCCUCCAAAGCUACCUACACCCCCUCCAAUGGAAGCAUCAAACAAAGAGUUACCUGGUCUAGCAGGGUAUGGUUCGUCUGAUUCUGAGUGA